UGAAAGUGCUCAGGGUUCCCCAGUUUCAAUGCGGUGACCCUCAGGCUGCCCAGCGUGCAAGGAGCGCGGUGAGGGCUCUGGCAGACGGAGCACUACUGCCCUCAGCUCGGAUAAACGGCCACGUCAGCGUGAGAACCAGGGUUUGUAACUGUACGUGGCGCUUCGGAAUGGCCUGCAUUUAGCAUACUAAUACCCUGCUGGAUGGAAUUUGAAGUGUGAGCUAUGAUUUCGUAGCGUCGGAAUUUUCAUUUUAGAAGCAGCAGAAAUCUCAUCUGGAUUGGUAAUAGAGAAGUUCAUGCUUUUCCUCAAAUACUGGAAACUGUGGAAGUUCCACACCGUAUUUUUACCAGCUGCCCCACUUGUGAAGAUCCUCAGAUACUGUAUUGGAUUCCCAAACCUUGACUGUAUUUUACCAGGCUCAGUUAUAAUUCAUUCAGCAGGUUUUUGUAACUGGGUGGUAAUGUUUUGUGUCCUCCCCGCCCCCUUUUAUUUUGUCUUAAUUCAGGGCUCUAUUGGCGAAUCUGGCACAUGGAUCUUAUUCAGUCUGCGGUUCUGUAUAGCGUGAUGACCCUCGUAAGCACCUACUUGGUAGCCUUUGCGUACAAGAAUGUGAAAUUUGUUCUCAAGCACAAGUAUUGUUUCCGUGUUUACAGAAUCUUGUGGAAGAAGAACGAAGUUGCCGACUACGAAGCCACAGCGUUUUCCAUCUUUUAUAACAACACCCUCUUCCUGUUCCUGGUCAUUGUUGCUUCCUUCUUCAUCCUGAAGAACUUCAACCCCACGCUGAACUACAUUUUGUCCAUCAGUGCGUCAUCGGGACUUAUUGCCCUCCUGUCCACAGGCUCCAAGUAGACCCCGCGGCCCCAGGCUCUGAGGCCCUGGGUGGCCUGUGGUUUAGGGAGAGCAGCAGGGUGGCCUGGUGGGAGACACACAGAUGUUGUUAUAGUCUGGAAUUUGAGGGUUUAAAAAACCCAACAAAAUGUAAUUCAGUGUUUGUGUAUUGACCUUUUUGACAGAUUUUUGAAAUUAAAUGAGUUGAAAGGGAAACUCAGAGUGCCCUUUUCAUUAAAAGGCAAGACGCGUCUUGCAAUGUGCUGUAAUCACAGGGGAGAAAAUGACUCGUUUCCUCUGUCAGAGGUCACCGUAACCUGGGCCGAGCUGUUAUUAGUUAUAAUAGUCGCAAGAAGUUAAUAACGGGUUCUCUGGGUUCCAAGCAUAAUAUUACAACUUUUUUUUGAACCAGAAAUAUCAGAAUGAAUCCUUUCCCCGAGGGAGCUCAUACUCACGAGGCUCUAAGUUAGUGACUUGGAAUGACCCGAUUAAAGUUAAAAACGUGGUUUCAGAGACACUUUUGGAAUAUGUUUUUUUUUAUAAGAAGAGAGGCAGCCAGGGUAAUAACCUAAAAAUAGCGAGCAGGCGUCUGAGAGCCGCCCUGCGGGGCGGAAGUACACACCGUGCCACUGGAUGGCUUUGGCGCUAGGUGGCCUGGGAGGUCAGCCUGACCCUGCCACGUUGGUUUGAGACCGGAAUUGUUGUUUUUCUUGACCAGGGUCUCACGCCACCGGAGGAAUGUUAAGUAAGAGAGAUGACUUCUGUCCUGAAUAUUGACAUGUAAAAGACCCAAGUAAUGUUUGUACUCUGAGUUCGAGAAUUCUAAGAACUCUCCAGAAGAAUUACAGUGGUUUAAGUAAGAGAGAACUUUCCUGAAUACUGACAUGUAAAAGACCCAAGUAAUGUUUGUGAUCUUAGUUCUGGAAUUGUGGGAACUCUCCAGAAGAAUUACAGUGGCUUUAGUGCUUGUAAGCUUGUUUCCAGCAGGCCUCUCAUAAACUUGAUCCAUUAGCCCAGAGCUUCCCACUGACUGUGAACCAGAUACUGAUCCCAUCAGCCUCGGGGGCCCAGCCGAGAGCGGUCUGUUGCGUUUUCCCCGUGUGUGUAGAGAGUAUGGUUUUCUUGUCUGCCACGACUUGAAGAAGUUGGGGAAGCCCUUCUGUAAGUUGUGUCACUUAGGAGCUUAUGGGAUCAGGGGGCGGUCGUUGGUUUCCCAGUCCUCUUAGCUUUUGACCACACCCAGUUAUUUCCUCCAGGCAGAACUUCAAAGGCAGUAUUGUGUUCCUACUCUUUAGUUUGUACUUCUGAAUUUAAGCGGAAUGUCACCAACGAUAGUAGCUGUUUUAGCUGUCACUUUAUAAAAAGGUAUUGUUUGGGCAUUCAUCUUGCAGCCCCCUGCUGGUGGAUGUUUUGGUGGGCCACAUCCCAGGACUUGGAAGGAGACGGGGGCAGGAGUCCCAUUUGGCAAAGGUGACCCAGAGCAUCACUGCCUGCAUUUGAGGAUUAUAUUUCAUUGUUUCUGGAAGUUUGCGAUUGCUUACUUCUCUCUGAGGCUUUGUUAUCUGAAUGGAACCACUGAAUAUCACAAGUGGAGGGGCAAUCAGAAGAGGCUGACUGCAAGAGACAGGGUAACACAUAAGAGGGUUUUCUAACUUUUCAUUUUUGUUGAUAGAUAAUCGGUCAGUAGUUCAAAGUUGGCACUGAAUUUCUGUACAAAAUGCAUUGGCUUACUUGAUCAAAUAACUACUUGACAAGCUGUCAGUGUCUGCUACUUUUUUACCAGAACUGGGCCAAAUACCUUUUUUAAAACCCCAGGGGAAAUUCUGCCACUAGAUGGCAGUGCCUGUUAGAUGGGAAAAAAUUGCUGCCCUUCUUGGUAUGUAACAGCGUAGCUCAGCCGGGUGGUGACGGGGAUUCAGCUAACGUUCUCAGUAGAAUUUCUCUUGAAUGACUGAACUGAGUCAUUUGUGAAGAACAACGUUUGUUUCUGGUUCUGAAUUUUUCUGACGGUACUUUUUGUUUUUAAUCCUGAUAAUGAUUUCUGACUUUGUAUACUGUUAGAUAAAUUUCUGUGCAUAAGAUUAUAGAGCAUAUACUCAUUGUUCCACAGUUUGUAUUAAGGAUUUAUUGUGCCAGUAAUUUACUUCUGGGAAUUAGAGAACCUUUUUCCCAGUGUUCCUCCCUUCUCUGUGGCACACAGAAUUAUACUAUGCCGAAUCUGAUGUAGUUAGUAAAAGCCAGCUGUAGAAUUUCUACCUUAGAAAGAUUCCAUAUCCAACAACAGUUAAAUAAAAGGGGUUCUGCUGUAAUUAGGAUUCAAAGUGAUUAAAUUUCUUUUUUCAAACUCCUUGUGAUAAGUAGAGAGCCCUGGUGGCGCAGUGGUUAGGAGCUCGGCUGCUAACCCAAAGGUCGGCAGUUGGAAUCCACCAGCCACUCCUUGGAAACCCUGUGGAGCAGUUCUGCUCUGUCCUGUAGGGUCGCUAGGAGUCAGAAUCCACUCCCUGGCAACAGACUUUGUGCUAAGUGGAGACUUGCGGUGUUGCCACAUUUCACGCUUCUCUGUUUUAGCUUCCUCGUUUACAUCUUAAUAAAAACCCUGGAUUGAAACUGCUCUUAACCAGUAAAAGUUUACUGGUUGCUCCGCCCUACUUGGUGUAUUGUUACAGCUUGGAAAGGAAAAUUUGAAAGAAGAUUUGAAAUCAGCUGAAAGGUGGACAUCAGAUUCAUACCUAAAACUCUUGUGAAAGGUCUUGCUUAUUGAGUUUCAUUAAACUUUGCUUUUUAAAAUUUGUAUUUUCCCAGACCUCUUUAUAGGAGCCGUGUGAAUAAGAACACCCUCUUUAUGACAUUAUUGUACGUUAAUCAGCAUUUCAGUGUCCCGCACGUGUAAAUGUGCAGUUUUGCAGUUACUGAUCGAACGUCUGGGAGAGGACAAUGACCGGCACAGUGCAGCUGCGGUGAAGCGCCUGUUUGCCAGUAUGUGCCUGCCCAGCCAGCUUCAGUGUUUUCAGUGUUCACCGUGGUUUAGAGACCCGUGGGAAGGAUACAGACACAUGUACAUGUAUGUGUGUGUCUGUGAAUAUGGAGAGAGAACGGGGAGCAAUUUACAGAUACAUGUCGUGGCUCUAAGGAGUUCUCUCUUAUCUUAGAUUCCCAAGCAAGGGAAUUCACUGAAGAUUAGAAGGGCUUUUUGGUUGGUUGGUUUAGAUCUUCAGGGAGGUAGUCAGAGACCUAUUUCUCGUUGGCCUUUGUGGUUUUUCCUUGUACCUUUCCCUUGAUCUUUCCCUCCUCUGUAUGAUUCCUGAAUUUGGAUUCAUAUCCAGACCUUUUAGCUUAAAAAUGUAUCCACAUUUGAAGGCUUAGGACCAUAGACUCAUGGGACAACUCAGUCAGUUGGCAUAACAUAGUUCACAAAAAUCGUGAUCUGCAUCUUAGGGAAAUGAGUAGCAUCUGGGGUCUCUGAAGCUUGCGAGGGGCCGCCUAAGCCACAGCUACAGGUCUCUCCUUGCCAGGAGCAAAUCAGUUAAGCAGGUAAUCAAAAGCUCAGAGAAGAAAAAGUCUACACAGGCCAUGACCUCAUCUGCCCUGAGACCAGAAGAACUAGAUGGUGCCCCGCUACCAGCACUGACUCUUCUGACUGGGGUCACAGUAGAUGGUCCCAGAUAGAGUGGGAGAAAAAUGGGUAGC
Molecule: messenger RNA, 4518 nt
Organism: Trichechus manatus latirostris (Florida manatee)
Lineage: Eukaryota; Metazoa; Chordata; Mammalia; Sirenia; Trichechidae
Gene: SSR3
Product: signal sequence receptor subunit 3
Exons: 3
Coding region: 529-852 (107 amino acids)
Biological process (GO): SRP-dependent cotranslational protein targeting to membrane
Cellular component (GO): membrane; endoplasmic reticulum
Source: RefSeq, a predicted model, not a curated record